CCUUCCCUUCAGCUGGAAGCCUUUAAAAAGCCUCAGUUUCUAAACGCAGGUUAGUUAAACUGACAUCAUGGUGGGGAAGAAAGACCUUCUCGUGGUUGCUGCUCUCUUUGUUUUUGCCCUCAUUUCACACACUGAGGGUAUAAUUGGCGGCAGAGAGGCAGCGCCGCAAUCCCGGCCCUACAUGGCCUCCAUCCAGGUGCAGGAGGGAGAGAACUUGAAGCAUGAGUGUGGAGGGUUUGUGAUUGCAGAUCAGUGGGUGAUGACUGCAGUUCACUGUAUGCCAACAGGAGCUAAUGGAAGGAAAGUGGUCCUAGGUCUCCAUUCUCUGAGUGAACCUGAAGAAACCAAGCAGACAUUUGAUAUUCUGGAACUUCACAACCAUCCUAACUUCAACAGUAUAAAUUAUGACAAUGACAUCGCUUUAAUUAAGUUGGAUCGUCCAUUUAACACCUCUGAAGCUGUCCGAGCGGUGGAAUAUCUGCGAGCAGGCGGCACCAACCCCGGCACAGAUGAAGAGGUGGAGACAGCCGGCUGGGGUUCCCUGGAUGACCUGGGAUCCAGACCAGACAAGAUCCAAGAGGUGGUGGUGGAGGUGGUCAGCUCUGCUCGAUGCAGACGCAGCGACUACUUUGGCAGGAAGUUCACCACCAACAUGAUGUGUGCUCAUAAAGUGUGUCCUGACCCCUGUGACAAGCCAUAUAAGAAAGAGGACAGCUGUGAUGGAGACUCUGGAGGUCCUCUGCUCUUUAACGGCAUUGCAGUGGGGAUCACUUCCAACGGAGGAAAGAAGUGUGGACAAAUCAAAAAGCCUGGAAUUUACACCAUCAUCUCCCACUACACGGAGUGGAUUGACAACACUAUGGCUCUGCAGCCUUCUGCAACAUCAGACCAGAUAUAAAAGAAGAGCAGCUAUUAGAGUUAUUCAUGUCACAUGACUUGUAGCAUGUCUUUGUAGCUGAUUGCAACUAAGCACAAAACAACCAACAGUAUCAUCAUGUCAUUUAUUCAAAUCACUUUAUAAAAGAUCAAUAAAACACAGUGAAUCACACUCAGAUGUCACGGCUGCUGAUCUGCAGUAACAAGGAAAGACUGGUUUGACAAACAAAGUUCAUUUAUAGAAAGACUGAGAAUAGACCUGCAUGGAACAGUUUCAGAGGAGACCUACUAGACAUAACAAAAUCAUUAUUCAUCAUGUUGAUUUACAAUAAAUCAAAGUCAUAAACUGAAUGGAAAUAAUUUAUGACUUUGUAUUAUUGUAGUAAGCAAUCACAGCUCUGAUGAGGUCUAAACAUGUCUGCAAUGAGUCCUCUUGUUUUUAUACACAUGACAGAUCGUGUUUCAGGAUGUCACUGUGAAGCAAUCAAGAUAUCAACAAGCAGAUCUCAUAGACUUGUCAGAUAAGUCCUCAUAGAAACGGGGAAGUACAAACGUUAAUCAAAUCUGCAUCAAAUCUAAUUUCUGUCCUCUAUAGACAUUAAAAAUUCUUCUUUACGUUUGAUUUAGAAGUCCCAAACCACCAUAAACAUUUUUUCAAACUGUUUUAAGACACAUACUUUUAUAAUCUGAUUCGCUUAACAGACUUCACUUUGAAUGAUUAAGGGAAAGUCUUGAUAUUCUAAAGGUAAGACCUGUUUGUCUCACAAAAAAUGAGUGUACAAUGAGAAAUACAGGGAGAGAUAGUUCCCUUAAAUUGUAAUGUUUUUACAUUUUGUGAAUUCCUUCAUAAAUAGCAUGCACACAGCUCAUUUUCUGCAAGCAAACUUUGAUGACAGCAGAUAAAAAGACAAAACAUUUAAUUGCAAAUCUGUUCAUUUCAAAAUCCCUGCAGGACAUGUGUCCAUAUGUCUGUACAGCUGAAUAAACCUCCUCUUACAACCUCCUUUAAUAAUGCCCAUGUGUGUUACAUUUGUACACCUUCAAUUAAAUAAAUCAAGAAUCUCUCAA
Messenger RNA from Notolabrus celidotus (New Zealand spotty), 1944 nucleotides. It is a transcript of the gene cfd, whose product is annotated as complement factor D (adipsin). Gene Ontology annotation, molecular function: serine-type endopeptidase activity. The transcript is spliced from 5 exons. The coding region runs from base 68 to 898 and encodes 276 amino acids. NCBI's taxonomy places the organism in Eukaryota, Metazoa, Chordata, Actinopteri, Labriformes, Labridae. Gene Ontology annotation, biological process: proteolysis. The record is from RefSeq and is a predicted model, not a curated record.